Molecule: messenger RNA, 738 nt
Organism: Mesorhabditis belari
Lineage: Eukaryota; Metazoa; Nematoda; Chromadorea; Rhabditida; Rhabditidae
Source: the annotation of a GenBank genome assembly
AUGUUAUCGAAAUUGUUAUUUUUACUUGGUGUAUCAAGUAUUUUUGCGCUUGCAUCCGUCGAAAAUGAUCAAAUAAAUUGGGCUUGCGCUCCAGGGACCUCAAAUUGUUUCUGGGUUUCGCCUUUUGAAUAUGAGAAAUCGGGCGGGUGGAAGCUUUUCUCGUGGGAUGAAGCAAGAGAGAAAUGCAAGGGAAUCGAUCCGAAAGCUGAUCUCGCAACGAUACACGCAAAAGAGGAAGAUGAAUUUGUACUUGAUCUCAUUCAAUCGAAAGUGAUGGAGCUGGGUGACGUCGGUGGAAUGAGUGACUAUGGGAAAUGUUGGAACAGUCACGUGUGGAUCGGGUUCCGUUUCGCUGCCAACACAUCACCUCGAGACGAGGAGCCGAUCAAUUACCCCGAUAGAUUACCCCAUCUUCCACCACUUCCACCACUUCCAUCGCCUCCAUCACUUCCACCACUUCCACCACUUCCAUCACUUCCACCACUUUCCAUCAUUCGCCCGAGACGUGCUGCAUCGACUUCGGAAAAUGUUUUCUCGUGGGCUGACGGAACUUUUGUCGGUUAUCAACAUGAGCCAAAUCAUUGGCAUCCCGAUGUUGAGCUCGAAUAUGUGGCAAUGAGCGAUCCAACGUGCACCUCAUCGAUCGACGGAAAUGAUUAUGGACACCGUCGAUGGGGAUGGCUUGAACAUCAACAAGCACAUCAAAUGGCACGAUAUCUUUGUGGGAAAACAAGGGCU